AUGAACUUUCUCCUUUUGCUGUUCCUGGUCUUCUUUGUCCCAUUGCUACUCUUCAUUGUAUGGCUAGCAGCUUCAUCCUGCUUAGGCAAUCGCUUUCGCCUGGGAGGAUUUUCAGCCCAGCCCGGAGUCAUGGCCUAUGGCCAGAGUUAUCUGCGAACAAUGGCCAACUCAGGACCUGCUAUGUCUGAGCAGAUUGAGAUGGACGACAUGCUAGAUGAACCAGGAACCCGUCGUCGCUUUGAAGAGGAGGAGUGGGAUGAGUGA
Messenger RNA from Penicillium malachiteum, 264 nucleotides. RefSeq lists its product as uncharacterized. The record is from RefSeq and is a predicted model, not a curated record. Bases 1 to 264 code for a protein of 87 amino acids. The transcript is spliced from 2 exons. Lineage: Eukaryota; Fungi; Ascomycota; Eurotiomycetes; Eurotiales; Aspergillaceae.